Metopolophium dirhodum (rose-grain aphid) is the source of this 2787-nucleotide messenger RNA. RefSeq lists its product as uncharacterized. The record is from RefSeq and is a predicted model, not a curated record. The transcript has 5 exons. Lineage: Eukaryota; Metazoa; Arthropoda; Insecta; Hemiptera; Aphididae. Bases 431 to 2404 code for a protein of 657 amino acids.
UUUGAAUUUUUGUCGUCGGUCGACGGAAUCAAUAAUCCAUGCUUAAAAUUAUAAUAGUCAUGCAAUAGUCGUUGGAUCAAGAAUCAAUAUUCAAGAUUCAGCACCGUAUAACGUGAAGUCGUGAAUACGUAAUUCAAAAUUCAGUUAUUCAUCUACUAUGAUUUUGAUAUGGGCGGUAAAUAGUAAUCAUCAGUCAUGACGUUACAAGAGUUCUUACCGGUUACCGGAUAACAUAACAUACUACUACUACAUACUACAAUUAUAGUGAUUCGCUUUCGACAUCUUCACUCCGACGUCCAUCAUUAUAGCAGGUAUACAUAUUUACUAUUUAGUAAUUAGUCGAUAUUUAUAAUUUUUGUCAUAAACGGCAUGAACUCCAACGACAUCGCCGACUUCGAGUAUAGAUUAUAUUUCAUUUAAGGGAUCUAAAAUGAAGAGAUCUAAAGUAAAAAAAAUUAUUCUUACCAACAUUGUCAAAAGUUCUAAAGAUUCCAAACAUUGUUACUUGUGCGAUGCUAUAAAGCGAACGCACGAACAUUACAAUAUAUCAUCAUUACUGAUAACUGUCAGCCAAUGGGAUACUAAAGGAUCAAGUAAAAUAAGAAGUAUUCAGCAAUUUAAGUGUUUUGUAUGCAACUAUAAUUCUAAUUAUUUUAAUAACUGGAAAACACAUAUCAUGUCAAAUGGACACAUGUCUAUGUGCCACACCUUAGACAAAGUAUGUUCAUACUUCUGUGAAGCUUGUAAAACAUUAUUUUAUGGGUCAGAAAUGUGUAUAAGUCAUCAUCAAAAGGAUGCGCAUGAUGGCAACAUUAAUUUGUCUAGUUUAUCAAUAUUAAUGUCUGAACUAAUGAGUUGUUUGGAUAUUUAUUCAAAGCAUGUUUAUUUUUGUGGUAUAUGUAAAAUCGUUUCAGAAACACCAAUUCAUACUUCUGGGAAACAUUUAAAUAAUCAAAAAUUGUAUGAUUGUAAAUAUUGUAACACUACAUUUCUAUGUAACACUGAAGAAUUAGAUUUUCAUGAAGCUAGUGUAGAACAUUUAACAUUUAAAUGUAUUUAUUCAAUAAAAGAAGCUAUAGAAGUAAACAGUUUGAAAAUACAAAAACAAGACAAAGUUACAAAAACUACACAUGAUCUUCAAACAAAACUAAAACCAUUAGAAUUGCCAUUAAUUAUAUUGGACAGAUUUCAGAAAACUUCAAAAUCAAUGGCAAAAUGUAAUUUUUGUAAUGUUCUUAUUCAAUGGAGUACUCAUAGAAUAGUCAAACAUGUAAAUUUAUGCUUGAAUAAAGGAAAUUUGACAUCAGAAAUGCAAGCAAUUUUGAUUACAGCUUAUGAUUGUGGAGCAUGUAGUUUUAAAACAAAUUCUUUCUUUAACUUUAAGCUUCAUGUGAUUUCACCUAUACAUCUCACAAAUUCUCACACAAGUGGUGAUUUCUACUCAUAUUUUUGUACCAUUUGCAACUUAUACAUUUAUGCUUCCAAAAUUCAAAUUAACGAUCAUUUGAAAAGGAAACAUAAAACAAAUAUGACUGAUUUGCCUUUAUUAUCUACAUUUUUAAAAGAUAAUUAUAAUUACAUAAGCAAUCAUCCUAGAUCUGACUUUAUAGACUAUUAUAGUGAUCUGGAUCAACAAUACUGUGAAAAAGAUUUUCAAUGUAAUGUUUGCAAAAUUUCUUUCUGCAUGAGUAAUUAUGAGUAUAACUUACAUGAGAUUUCCAGUGAACAUAUUCUUUUAAAAUAUUUUACUCCAACAAAGCCUUCAUUAGUUAUGAAACAUAGUUAUGGAUAUGAAAAUGUACAAACUACAUCUUCUAUAAAUGCAAACUUAAUUAUAAACAAUGAAGCUUUAAGUAAUAAAUGUUUGUCUUCAACCAAAGCUGAUAAAAGUAAUCCAGAAGAAAUUUCAGUAAAUAAAGGUCAUACUAAUAUUAAAAAAAGACAAUUAGAUAUGAAUACCAUUUCAGAAAACAAUAAAUUGUUCAAAAAUUGUAAUGAAAUCAAAUCACAUUCAGCAAUAUCAUCUACUAAUUCCGAUCACAACAUACAACAAAAUGUAUACAUUGCUGAUGAUGAUGGUGUAAAGAUAGCAGAUUUAAAUUCUACUGCAGAAAUUGAGCAUGCUCAAGAAGCCUUGCAUUAUGUAGAUGUAUCAACAAGUUCUGAUGAUCUGAGGCAGAAGAAUAUAAUGUAUAGUAAACUUAAAAAUACUAAAAUGCAAAACAAUAUUCAGUCUACUGAUACACAGUCCAAUAUUACAAGACAAUACAAGCAACUACACCCAACAGACCCAGAUCAAGCAUACGGACAGUAUGUUAUAGAAAGACUUAAAAAUAUACAUAAUGCAUCUCUUAAAAGUAAUAUAAAAAUAGAAAUAGAUGCUCUAUUUUGUACAUAUACCUAAUUAAUUUAUUAAAUGUGCUAUUAAUUAUAAAUAUUUGUUUAUUAAUAACUUAAUUUCUAUAAAAAUAAAAAAAAUAAUAGAAAAUGGAUCUCUGCUGUAGAAGAUUUUAAGUGUUAAUAUUAAAGGUGCCUAUAACUAGGUUGGCCAAACAUCCCGUGCUUUACGGGAAACAUCCGUGUUUUAUAAAUUUGACAAAAGCCUUGUUACGGACACAAUAACUGUCGUUUUUUAUAAUAUGUCCUAUUUUCAAACUCAUAAAAAAUAUGUAAAGAAAGUUAGUAAUUACAACCGCUUUAUAGACACCAAAGAUGCAUCAACUUCUACCAGUGAUUAACUAUUAUAUUAAUAUCAUUAUAUAAAUACUCAAAAGGUAUUUUUUUUAU